CUGGGAGCUGGGGUAGGGAAGACACCUUCCCUCACCCUAAGCUGGGGGGCUGGGACACCUCCCUGCCCUUCUCCUGGGAGGGCCCAGCCUGAUCUGCGUAGUGGCGCGCCUGCCAGUCUGUGACCCUCCCAGCCAGCUUGGCAUGGGUGUGGGCACCACUCAGUGCUGAAGGCUGCAACUCUGGGCAUGGGAGAGGAGGUUGGGUAACAGCAAAGCCAGGACUUCUGGGCCUGUGUGUGUCUGCAUCCUGGUGUGUGAGUGUGAAUGGAACAGGAGUGUUGAGAAUGCUUAAGUGAUAUGUAAAUAUCUGAUGGGUCAGUGUGUGUGUGUGUGUGUGAGUGAAAAUAUGUAGUUGUCUAAAAAAGUGUGUGUGAAUGUGUGAGCCUGUGAAUUUGGAAUGUCUGAGUGUAUCUGUGAAAGUAUGUAUGUCAGUGUGUAUACUUGGGGGAAAAUGUGUGUGGAUGUGCGUGGAACUACAUCUGAUCAUAUGUCAAUGAGAGUUAGAAAAUGUACAAGGUGGUUAAAAGCACAUGCUCAGGUGCUAGACUGCCUGGGUUUGAAUCCUGGCUUCCUAACUCACCAAAUAAUAGCCUUUGCACCUCACUCUCCUCACCUAUAGGACGGGGAUAAUCAUAGCAUCAACUCAGAGUUGUUGUGAGGAUUAAAUGAGAUAAUAUGUAUACAGCACUUGGCCUAUCAUUCAUUAAGUGCCAAGUAAGUAUUAGCUAUUCCUAUAUAAUUAGAUGUGUGAGUGUGCUUGUACAUAUGUGUGUACAUAUGUCUAUACAAGCGUUUGUCCAGGCCUCCAGGACAUGGUAUGGUGGCCCAGCCCUGCUGUCCUCUGUCUCGCUCUGAUACCUUCUCCUCUGCAGGCCCAGGUGAGCGGCAGAGCAAAGGAGGAAUGGACUGUGGGCCACCUGCCACCCUCCAGCCCCACCUGGUCGGGCCAGCUAGCACUGCCCGCCACCCAGUAGCUGUGUGCCAGCAGGAGAGUCUGUCCUUUGCGGAGUUGCCCACCCUGCAGCCCCCAAGUCCUGUGUGUCUGGAUCUCUUCCCUGUCACCCCAGAGGAGCUGCAGGCUCCUGGCAGCCGCUGGUCCCUGGGGACCCCUGCUCCUCUCCAAGGGCUGCUAUGGCCCCCAUCCCCAGGAGUCCCAGACACGGAGAUCUCCACCAGUGGAGGGAUGCGGCCCAGCAGGGCUGGCAGCUGGCCACAUUGUCCUAGUGCCCAGCCCCCAGCUCUGGAGGGACCCUGGAGUCCCCAGCACCCACAGCCGCAGCGCCGGGCCAGCCAUGGCUCAGAGAAGAAGUCAGCUUGGCGCAAGAUGCGGGUGUACCAGCGUGAAGAGGCCCCUGGCAGCCCCGAGCCCCACGCUGUCUUCCUCGAGCCUGGCCAGAUGGCAGAGCAGACCCUGAACACAGAGGAGCCUAGGCCGCUGGAGCUGUCUGGGCCCGCCCGAGUGGUCCUUGAGGGGCCUGAGCGGAGACGCUUCUCAGCAUCUGAGCUGAUGACCCGGCUGCACUCCUCCCUGCGUCUAGGGCGGAAUUCGGCAGCCAGGGCACUGACCCCUGGGUCGGGAACUGGAGCAGCCCGGGAAGGGAAAGCAUCUGGAAGGGAGCUGCGCAGUGUAGAGAUGCGGGCAGACGGUGUGGCGAUGGCAGCGCCUGUUGAUCUGAGCGGGGGCCAUGGCAGCUGGCCUGAGUCCAGGCUGGACUCGCAGGAAGAGUCAGCUCUGGGUUCCAGGGGCGACAGCGAGCGACGCCAGUCACGGUUCCUCCUUAACUCCGUCCUCUACCAGGAAUACAGCGACGUGGCCAGCGCCCGCGAACUGCGGCGGCAGCAGCGCGAGGAGGAGUGCCCUGGGGACGAGGCCGAGGGAGCGGAGGAGGGGCCGGGGCCGCCGCGCGCCAACCUCUCCCCGAGCAGCUCCUUCCGGGCGCAGCGUUCGGCACGAGGCUCCACCUUCUCGCUGUGGCAGGACAUCCCCGACGUGCGCGGCAGCGGCGUCCUGGCCACGCUGAGCCUGCGCGACUGCAAACUGCAGGAGGCCAAGUUUGAGCUGAUCACGUCCGAGGCCUCCUACAUCCACAGCCUGUCGGUGGCCGUGGGUCACUUCUUAGGCUCAGCUGAGCUGAGCGAGUGUCUGGGGACACAGGACAAGCAGUGGCUGUUUUCCAAACUGCCUGAGGUCAAGAGCACCAGCGAGAGGUUCCUGCAGGACUUGGAGCAGCGGCUGGAGGCAGAUGUUCUGCGCUUCAGUGUGUGCGACGUCGUGUUGCACCACUGCCCGGCCUUCCGCCGUGUCUACCUGCCCUAUGUCACCAACCAGGCCUACCAGGAGCGCACCUACCAGCGCCUGCUCCUGGAGAACCCCAAGUUCCCCAGCAUCCUGGCUCGCCUGGAGGAGUCUCCUGUGUGCCAACGCCUGCCCCUCACCUCCUUCCUCAUCCUGCCAUUUCAGAGGAUCACCCGCCUCAAGAUGCUGGUGGAGAACAUCCUGAAGCGGACAGCACAGGGCUCUGAAGACGAAGACAUGGCCACCAAGGCCUUCAAUGCACUCAAGGAGCUGGUGCAAGAGUGCAAUGCCAGUGUGCAGUCCAUGAAGAGGACGGAGGAGCUCAUCCACCUGAGCAAAAAGAUCCACUUCGAGGGCAAGAUCUUCCCGCUGAUCUCUCAGGCCCGCUGGCUGGUGCGGCACGGGGAGCUGGUGGAACUGGCACCAUUGCCUGCAGCGCCCCCUGCCAAGCUGAAGCUGUCCAGCAAGGCGGUCUAUCUGCACCUCUUCAAUGACUGCUUGCUGCUCUCCCGACGGAAGGAGCUAGGGAAGUUUGCUGUCUUUGUCCAUGCCAAGAUGUCCGAGCUGCAGGUAAAGGACCUGAGCCUGAAGCCCCAGGGCAUCCCUGGACACGUGUUCCUCCUUCAGCUCCUCCACGGGCAGCAUGCGAAGCACCAGUUCCUGCUGAGGGCCAGGACGGAAAGUGAGAAGCAGCGAUGGAUCUCGGCCAUGUGCCCUUCCAGCCCCCAGGAGGACAAGGAGGUCAUCAGCGAAGGGGAAGACCGCCCCCAGGUUCAGUGUGUCAGGACAUACAAGGCACUGCAGCCAGAUGAGCUGACCUUGGAGAAGACUGACAUCCUGGCAGUGAGGACCCGGACCAGUGACGGCUGGCUGGAGGGGGUCCGCCUGGCAGAUGGUGAGAAGGGGUGGGUUCCCCACGCCUACGUGGAAGAGAUCAGCAGCCUCAGUGCCCGCCUUCGAAACCUCCGGGAGAAUAAACGGAUCACGAGUGCCACCAGCAAACUAGGGGAGCCUCCUGCCUGAUGGGCAGCCAUGGCCUAGGACACCAGCUCCCGGACAGGUCUGGAGGGGCCCGGCAGUGUCUCCAUGCCCCAAGGCGCUGCUGCUAGGACUUCUGUCGCCAGGCAUCAAGAGUGCAGCCUGUCCUCAUGCUCCUCCGCGUCCACUCUUCAGGGCCAAGGGCGGUUUCUUCCUCUGGCACGGGGGCCACACCAGGUGACCUCUGAUAUCUGACUAUGAGUGGGGCCCUCUCCCUUCCAUGCCCUUGACCCUGCCUGACUCCUGGUCCCUCCAGCAGGGGCCCGGCUGGGAAAGGCUCUGGUGUUAAUGGAUACUGGGACCUGUAUGUACUUGGGGUCUUCUGGCCAGAGCCUGUUGUGUGGGUCCUGGUUAUUGUGACUUGUCUGUAAAUAAACUCCCAUAACGCCUUU
Molecule: messenger RNA, 3726 nt
Organism: Hipposideros armiger (great roundleaf bat)
Lineage: Eukaryota; Metazoa; Chordata; Mammalia; Chiroptera; Hipposideridae
Gene: ARHGEF19
Product: Rho guanine nucleotide exchange factor 19
Exons: 15
Coding region: 818-3319 (833 amino acids)
Biological process (GO): regulation of actin cytoskeleton organization; activation of GTPase activity
Molecular function (GO): protein binding; guanyl-nucleotide exchange factor activity
Source: RefSeq, a predicted model, not a curated record